Arachis ipaensis is the source of this 668-nucleotide messenger RNA. The record is from RefSeq and is a predicted model, not a curated record. NCBI's taxonomy places the organism in Eukaryota, Viridiplantae, Streptophyta, Magnoliopsida, Fabales, Fabaceae.
CAACUAAUCACUAUUACUUUCUCGAUAACUAUAAUUAAUAAAAUUGGACACUGGACAUAAAAGCCCAAUGUUAAAUACAUCACACGUGCAAUUAUGAUGUUCUUGAUUCCUAUCAUCUCAGUUUCUUGUGCACUAAUCCAAGGUUUGAUCUAUUUAAGCACUUUGUGGCAGCAUGUCAUAACUCACAUCUGUUUUAAAAAAUAGAAAAUAAAUAAAUAAAUCAUUUUCUAAGGCAUAAGAAGAGCAAAGUAUUGAUGCUUGAUCAAGCGACUGCAUCAGUUGAUACUGCUACAGACAAUUUGAUACAACAAACUCUUAGAUUACAUUUCGCCGACUCAACAGUCAUAACCAUUGCACAUAGAAUCACUUCUGUUCUUGACAGUGAUAUGGUUUUGCUUCUUCAUCAAGGAUUAAUUGAGGAAUAUGAUUCACCUUCAAAAUUGCUAGAGGAUAGAUCAUCAUCUUUUGCUCAACUUGUUGCAGAGUAUACAAUGAGGUCUAAAUCCACUUUUGAGAAAUCUGCUGAUCACUGAUUGAAAAAAGGUGCAAAAUACCAAAACUUAGAAAUUUCUUGACAAUGACGAAAAUUCAGGGGGAAUUACAAUCUAACUAGUAGAGUAGUAGUGCUCAUGAUUCUUCUGUCAUUCAAAAGUUGUGAUAGAAAAGUG